AAGAUGCUGAAACAAGCAAGCAUCGUUCAUACUUUCUCAUGAAAGCACUUUUGCUUGUUUUAUGUGUGGUUGUUGCAGUCCAAUUUGCUGUGAUUGCAAGGAAUGUCGUGUCCUUGAAAGCUUUGAACAAUAAGUUUAACGCUCUGGAAGAAGAAAAGGUCCUUAAGUCGUUGGAAAGCGAGAAUCACGAAAGCAGAACAACGCGAAGCAAACGGGGAACAAAGAACACAGAUAUUAACAAGGCAUUGAUAAAACUAGAAAAGCUGGAAGGAAGGUAAAAGGAUCUCAGUUUAAUUAAAGAUAAAUCAACUUGUUUACAUACCAGGUGAGCUUGUUUCUCUAAGGGUUGCUGAAUUCGUAGCGUAAUCAACCUCGAGAGCGACUGUACUGAUUGAUAGGCUUAAUCAUUGAAAUGAUUGGAAGGUAUAAUAGUAUAACAAAAAGCUGGUAUAACUCAGAAAGUUGAACAUCUUUUGAGGUCGACAGUAAUGUUAACUACGAGGUUAUGUUGAAAAUGUGUUUGAUCAACACUGUUUUAAUUUAGUUUGAUCUUGCCUUAUGUCCUAUAUUUGCUUGCUAUAAAAAUUGAAGCCACCUCGUAAUGAUCAUGAUAUCAUUUCUUGUAUUCUUUAAUACAUAUACGAAUAAUGAAGGGCAUUAAAGGGUAUGGGCAAUGAAAAUUACUUCAUCUAUCUUAUUGCUUCAUCUGAAAGAGCAUGAAAAAAUAAGCCGAUUGGCCGUUUACUGCUCUAUUCUAUCUCAUCUGGUUCCGAAGUUGCUGAUUCAGCACAAUGUGUGACGUCAUAAGCUGGGUAAGUAUGUUUAUUGUAUAGUAAACUAAAGCAUAGCUGAGUUAUUAUUGGCUCAAAUCAAAUGAAAUUUUGCAUACAGAUAGUACAUGAUGAGACGCAUGGGAAAAUACUUCUAAUUUCGUUGUCAAGGCAACACAGUCUUUCCCAGGCCCCUUACACUGAUUUUGAAUAACUAGUUGCAUUUCUCUAUGUGUAUGUCAUUUUCGAAUUAUUAUCAUGCAAGUAAACUUUCGGCAUGCAUGAUAUUAUUUUAUUUUUAUCAGUACCUUGAAUAAAGCUGUUUUAUAAAAUUGGCGCAAGGGGCCUGGGAACGACAUUGUUACCUUGGCAACAAAAUUAGAAGUGUUUUUCCAUGCGUCUCAUCAUGUACAAUCAGUAUCCAAAAUUUCAUUUGAUUUGGGCCCAUAAUAACUGAUCUAUGCUUCAGUGUAGUAUUCAAUGAACAUACUUACCCAGCUAAUGACGUCACACGUUGUGCUGAAUCAGCAAUUUAUAUUUUGCACAUUUUAGCAAUUUUCAUUGCCCAUACCCUUUAAUGAUAUAGUUUUACAUUAAUUUCCUAUGUUUAGACUGAAUCAGUCGUAUCAAUAUGCGGGUCGUCAACCUGCAUUCCUUCUUCGAGGACCUCCAGGAAAGCCAGGAAGAGACGGCACUCCAGGUAGUCCUGAAAAAGCAGGAAGAGAUGGCACUCCAGGAAUUCAAGGCAAUCCAGGAAGUCCAGGGACUCCAGGUAGUUCAGGCAAAGCAGGAAAAGAUGGCACUGCCGGAAGUCCAGGAAGAAAUGGUAGAGAUGGAAGGGAUGGUUCACAGGGAGCCCAAGGUAUUUUAAUAUCCGAUGUUUAUAAAACUUGCAUUGGAGUUGUAGACUCGAUUCAUGUGACUUAAAGUCGCAAUUUUUGUUACUUGACUUUGAAAAAAUAUUUUUCUACAAUUUGCACCGGAAAUAAACCGAUGUACAGUGACUUGUGCAGCCAGACUGUCAUAUCACACUAUGAGUGAGAGUUUGUAUAAUGUCUAAUGUUAAUAUAUACUAAAAAUACAUGUAUGCAGCAACUCCUCGCCUAUAUUUUCCAAACAUUAAUUUAACACGGAGUAUUAGUAACUGGCCAACAUUGAAUAAAUCAAUCAUAAAACAUGGUCAUGCAUCUUGCGUCCGCGAUUAUUGAUAAACUUUAGACGCCGCUAAUGCUUUCCUUUUCCCGGGUGCAAACAGCCGAGAGAAUUAUUACCCUCGCUCCGGCCUUCGCCUGGACUCAUGCAUAAUUAUCAUGGGUGACUCCCCAGUUCAAUGUAAAAAGAACUGUACAAAAUGACUUGUGAGAUAAAUUACAACUCGGACUGAAUGACUUGUGACUUGACUUGGAUUUACAAAAUAAGACUUGUUAAAAACUCUGACUCACAUCAAGUAUUUGAUGAUUAAAAACAAUAGUGGUUGUCAUGGCAACGUUAAAAUAAUAUUGGAAAAUACUAAAAAAGAUCAACCAAUAGCUAUUUCCAAUUUACCCCGUUGUUCGAGUUCUGCGUAUAGGUAACUUUCCUAAAACCUGGCUUUUGGUUAGUUGGCAAAGAACACAAUACGCUCGUGACGGUGAAGGGCCAGAUUUAGGAAUAAACGGCGUUUAGAUGUAACAUAGAUAAUGAGUUAUAUUGUUGAUUCUAAUGAGUUUCCAAACCAUCUAUUCUAUUAACUAUGCCCAAGAAUAGCCGAGACAACUAUUAAAUUAUUAAAAACGCGAGGUUCGUCUUCGACAAAAUCGUGUUUAUGGCUUUCAAACUUUGCCAGUUCACGUUUGAUAGCUACGGGUUAAUAAACUACAUAGUUCUUUCCAGUUAAUUAACAUUGAAAAAAUAUAUCUGGAAAAAUAUAAUGUAAAACAGCAAUACACAACAAAAACACACCUUUGGAAAAUAAAAAACAAAACUUUUAGUUAGAGCUUGUACUCGCGCAUAACGUCCAUCACAUAAUGGAAGACAACUUUGCACUUUACAAUUGCCUUGCGAAUGAAAGAAUAUUCGACCUGUAUAAUCGGAAAAAAGAGAUAUAUUUCCAAAUGUCUUUAAUUAGCGUAGUUCAGAUUAUACUACAAAACUCAAGCCUAGAUUUUAAGCUAUAUGUAGUUCCGUAUUCCAAAUCACUUUCUGAAAAGGUUUUAUCAAAUGUUUGGCCAACAUGGAUCUGCGUUCGAUUUGAUCCACAUUUUGCGGCCACACCGGUUCAAAAUUCAAACCUUCUGCGUUCUGUUUAACAAUUUGAUCGACAUGACCUGUUUAACCGUAUUAAUCGCGCCCUAAAAUACAGUAUUACAGCGUUAAUCUAUUGCCAUAUUCAACGACACCAUAAAUAACGCAUAAUAGGAAAAAGUUAGGUUUGGUAAUUCAAACUGUCAGAGUGUAAAAACAAAAAAAUUGAGAAUAUCCUUCAUAAACCCAAUGUGCAUGCAAGCCUUGCACAUGUACUUAUAAGGUUCCUAUUUUUACGUUUCACCAGGUCAGCCAGGAGUUCCAGGUAAAAGUGGACCAACAGGGCCUCAAGGUCCCAAGGGAAUACAAGGUGAAUCCGGAAAAGUUGGAGUGACUUAUAUCCGGUGGGGGAAAAAGACCUGUCCAAAUACUGGAGCUACAUUGGUCUAUGAAGGUAACAAUAAAAUUGUUUGUAUCCUGUCACAGAGGGUGUUCUACCUAUAUGAUUGGAGAGGGGGAUAUAUAUAUAUAUAUAUAUAUAUAUAUAUAUAUAUGCUAAAUAUAAAUUUCAACUUUAGUAGAUCAAAACAUUAAUUUUAUAUUUUCAUCCACGUUUGAACGUGUGUGUCUGUGUGUUUGUCUGUCAGUACGAUAACUUAAAAAAUAUCAAACGUAUUAAGGUUACAGGACACCCUUUUUGGCGUUUUGCGGAAAACCUCUACUGCGCGCUCAAUAUCAGUCCGAUUUUCAUCAAAUUUUCACCAAAUGUUCUCCAGUGCAUGCAAAAUAUGGUAAAGUUGUAAAAUUAACAAACAAUAAAAUAAUGUAAGAAUUAUUCAGGAAUAUCUUAAAUCGCGGUACCGUUACGCUUUUGAGUUGUGCUCCUGCUGGUUUUAAGUUAUAUUUACGAAAAUAUCAUUUUUAUACAGUAAAAUAGUUGUUCUAAAAAAUUGUGUUCGGAAAUUUUUGUUUAUUUCGUCAUUCCGCUGAUAUGGCGAUUUCUUUGACGACUGCAAUAUAUUUCUGAAUUGUUUGAGUGAAUUGUUCUUUAUUUUUAAGAUAUCCAAAAUUAAAAAAAAGCCGAAGACAAUUUUGAAACCGAAGUCUUUAGCUAUGUCCUGUGAAAAUUUGAGAAAAAUUGGUUAAAACCCGCAGGAGCACAACUCGUUUGAAAAUCAGUAAUUACCGUAAAAUAUUUUGGGAGAAAAUUGAAUUUGAAUAUUACAUUUUCAAUGUUUUUCUUAUUGCAGCGAAAUGUAUUUUAUUAAAUAACUCUGCGAGUUUUCAAAAUUUUUCGUCCAAACUUGCUCAGAUAGUAGAACUAGUCUAAUGCUUUCAUGGAAACCAAUAAAAAAAAUUUAGGCAAAAUUAACACUCAAAGGUGUUCUGUAACCUUAAUAGUAAGACAAAUGGUGGGAUUAAUUUAAUUUGCAUUGUUCGUGAACAGAUUUUUUUAAAUUUCGAUAAAAUUGGAUGAGAAAUUAUCUUGUUUUGCCGGACAAGGUAAACUGAAUGCGUAAUUAGCCGAUUGUAUAAUUUAUGCAUGAUACAUAAUUUCAUUCGCUUGCGGAGGUACACACUACACAGUCUCCAAGUGCCCUUUAGUUUAGUAUUGUUUUAAAUAUGCUAGGUAUAGUGCAGAGGUAUCCAUGCCACCUUUAUAUUUUGACAAAGCAGUACUCAAUUAUUUGUUGGUUUUUAGGUUAUGUCGGAGGACCGCAUUAUUCUCACAAGGGUGGUGGUUCAAAUUACGUAUGUUUGACACGUGAUCCCAUUUAUGAAAAAUAUGAAUCUGGUUUUCAAAACUAUCGCUCACGAAUUUUUGGGGCAGAAUAUCAAACAUACUCUGCUGGCAUAUAUCCCAGCAGUCUGCACGACCACGAUGUUCCAUGUGCUGUGUGUCAUGUGACCAAUCGUGCUUCACAAAUGAUGAUACCAGGUCGUAACGUGUGUUCCACGGGAUGGACACGCGAGUAUAAAGGAUACCUAAUGGCGGAAGCUCAUAUAAAUGCCCAUCGUACAAUGUUGACGUGCAUGGAUAAAGCUCCUGAUUACACUCGAGGAACACACGCUAAUCACGAUGGCGCUUUGUUUUUUUUUGUCGAAGGAGUGUGUGGCUCACUUCCCUGCAAGCCUUAUAUCGCAGGGCGUGAACUGACAUGCGCAGUAUGCACUCGUUAAAUACGAACGCAUGUUUGUCUUCAGCAAUUACUGCAAAUCAGUUAUUGUCACAUAGACAGUUUGUAAUCAAAAGCAGCAUUUUGUCACACUUUUUAAAUUAAGCAAAUUAUCAUAUUGAUAAUAAUAUUGGUAAUAACAAUAAUGUAAUAAUAUAUAACAGAUUCAAUAACAAGCACACGCAGUCUCGCUUUAUGCAAGAUAAUAUGUGGACAAUUUAAUAACAAAAUAAUCUAUCACUGCUUUUUUAAAUCUAGAUUGUAACUCACAAUUGUAAACGUACUUAGUAUUAAAGUCAGAAGAGCUUUCUUAUAAUUUGGUGUAUACGUGGGUUGUUUACCAUUUACAUGUAAAACCCAUCCGGUUUGAAAUUGUGCUAAUGGUAAGCAAAACUUCGGAUAGAAAAUCCCAUUCGGAUUAUUCGCUUUCCAUUUAAUAAUUUCAAUUGUUAAAUCGCGAAGAGCCUGGAACUGGUGAAAAAAUUUUAAAAAUGUAAAUGGAACAACAUUUACCGGUUGAAACUUUCCAAUCGGUAAGAGAGGACAACCUUUUCAAACAAACCGUUUAUUCUGGAAAAGUUCCGGUUGG
Messenger RNA from Paramuricea clavata, 5759 nucleotides. The record is from the annotation of a GenBank genome assembly. Lineage: Eukaryota; Metazoa; Cnidaria; Anthozoa; Malacalcyonacea; Plexauridae.